Sodiomyces alkalinus F11 is the source of this 1575-nucleotide messenger RNA. RefSeq lists its product as hypothetical. The record is from RefSeq and is a predicted model, not a curated record. The coding region runs from base 1 to 1170 and encodes 389 amino acids. Lineage: Eukaryota; Fungi; Ascomycota; Sordariomycetes; Glomerellales; Plectosphaerellaceae. The transcript has a single exon.
AUGACCUCACACGAAAGGUCACCUUCCAUGGUGACAGGCAACGAGGACACGAGUUACUUUUUCAGUUCCGACCCGCCGCUGGAGCCUACGGUCGCUGGCGCCGGCCUUCCGGACAGCAACGAUCGAGGAGUCGCAGGCAUCGACGAAAACAACCAAAACGGCCUCGUGUUUUGUAAAGGCCGAAAUGAGAACGGAUGCCCUAUCAUUACGGUGUACAAACCCGUGAUGACAACUGCAUUCACCAUCUCGGUACCAAACAAUAGCCUAGGGGUUGCGAGUGACGUCUUGACGGCGUUCACUCAGAAGGCCGUUAUAGGCGCCUUGAUGUAUAGGCAAACGAUCAUCAUGCUUACGACUAGUACGAGCAUGAUUAGCGCCCCGCGGGAUACCACGAACAAGACGCCUCGAAUUCUGUGGAAGACAAUCUGGCGGGACCGCGUCAAAAGACUCGCGCCUAUGUUGAAGCUCCCGCUCGGCUCUAUAUACGAUGGGGCUGGAAAAGCAGGAUCCGGCCGUGAAACGGCCAAACAAGGCAACUACCACUCCUCGCACGUGGAGAAGAAGCUGGCGGUUUUCGCCCUGUAUACCAUGCUUAAGGCGUAUGGUAUCCGUACCGGGCGGUACGCGACUGCCGGUCAGAUAAGACAGCUCCGAGAGGCUAUACAACACGAACAACCGGGUGAACACGCCCAAUUCGACAUCCCCAUCUCGAGGAAAUACUGCUCUUUAUGCCCCGUAUUUGUCCAGCGGCUGGGUAACGUGAGCGGGAUCAAGUUCAGGUUCAAGAUCCAGCACCUUGUACAACGGCUACCUGUGCCUUCUUCCACGACGCGUACGGAUAUUCAGGUUCUUGGGACCGCGUCGGAAGUCGUCAAUAACCCUGUUGAGUAUCAUGGCGAGACUUUCACCGAUGCCGAGCUCACGGAGAAUAAUGGGUUAGUGGUGGAGACACGAUGUGAAAGAGAAGACGAUGCGCCGACUCCUCCCCCUCCAACAUCUGAGGUGGUAGAGCAAUUCUCCGAGGGGUUAAAGUCCUUCUCGUUCCAGCGCACCCGGCGAAUGAUAAAGCGCGCCCGCGAGCCGCUCUUCAAGCGGAAGCCACUACCUCCCACGGCGGAGAUUUUUACGCCUAGUACAUCACCGCAGUCGAGAGCACAGAGAAGCGACUAGUGCCAUCCGACAAGCCAGAGAGAAGAACUACGUAUUCGAGAAGAAUUGCUCUGGUCUGUACACCAUUUGCGGUCCAUGAUAGGGCGACGUGCUAAGGAAUACCACAGGUACGGGAGCUCACACAUUGGGAGCUUGGGUUUGCGAAGGCCAACGGAUGUCUUGAGGGGUCAAGAAAAGGAGGGCGCCGUUUCGUGUUCGGUGUGAUCGGGGGUGGGGGGCACCUGCACGUGGUGAAAAGUGUAUGUAAGCUUCCAAGGUAAAACUGUAUCGGCUCAGCACAGCCAAGACCGCCCUUUUGUCUGCGCUGGAGAGUCAGUGGAGUCUGAUGGUGGCUUGGGUACAACAAAGGAACAGUAUUUUGCUACCUAGGGAGAACAACUGUGUAUAAGGUAAUAAGUACCAUGG